UGGCGUUGAUGGAAGCAUUCGUUGGCGAAUUGAUCGAUCUCAAUGUAAGCGAGGAGCUGAAAAACCAUAUUAACUCUAGUGCAACCAACUUGGGUGAUCCAGAAGACAAUACUUCACGGGAUAACCUGAAAUUAAACGACGAGUUCCGUGAACUGAAAAAUGAACUCAAAUGUGCAAAAAUUGAAUUAGGCUACUCGAAAAGGCUACUGAGUGAGUUAGAAAGGUCGGUGGAAAACCAACAAUUACUUAUUUCCAAUUUAACAUCAAACCAAAACAAACCCAGGAAAAUGACCUUGCACCAGGGAAAUACCGACGUUGCCACUAUGACAAAUUUUUCUAGGGCUAACGGAAAAAGUCAAAAAUCUGAUGUUGCCACGUCGGUGAGUGUGUCAGACAAUGGCAGGAAAAAUGAAGUUGUCAAGUUCCCGCCUCCCUCGGUGAAGAUUGACCCCAAACUACAACCUAACACAGAGGAGAAAAUAAUCAAGAAAUUGGAACGUCCGAUGAGCAUCACAGUUGGGCAAAAUCGAAAUUCAGAAGAUUUCACCGGAAUUCCAAAAUUAUGCUGGUUACAUCUGGGUAGAGUUAACAUGAAUACAAAUAGGGAACAAAUAUUGGAUCAUCUUAAGAAGACCUUUGGGAGAGAUGACUUCGUCGUGGAACAGCUGCCUAAAAGGGAUGAUGCGAAGAGUAUAUCGUUUAAGAUCGGAGCUGAUAUCAGUUUAUUAAGUGACGUUUAUGCCGGGGAUAAAUGGCCUGAGAAUGUGACGCUCCGGAGGUAUUUCUUUCGAGGCUCCAACAGAGCGCAAUGGUCGAACUAGUGACAAAGACGAGGCUCGUAGAAACAACUCAGGUAAGAGAAAAGCAAAGUUCAUAGUAUUGAAUCAGAAUAUACAGGGAAUAAGAAGAAAGAUCACAUUGUUAGGUAUUGUUUCUGAGGUUAAAAAAUGUGAUGCAAUUUGUAUCACAGAGCAUUUUCUGACGACUGAAUCCCUGAAAUAUCUUAAUGUUAGUGGAUAUGUUGUUGCCUCUGCUUUAUGUAGAACAUCCUAUAGGCGAGGUGGGGUGAUGGUUCUCGUCAGGAAUGGCGUUCCGACUGAGGAUAUUCAGUCCAUCAGGGAAAUGUCCGUUGAGAAGGUCACAGAAAUGGUUGCUGUUAGAUAUCCUGAAAAAAAUAUUUUAUUAUUGGCUGUGUACAGGGUGCCUGAUGGCGAUUUUGGGGUUUUUUUGGAUAUAUUUUCUGACGCUCUCCAGGAAUUAUGCCAGUUGAAGGACUUUAGGGUUGUUGUGGCAGGAGAUUUUAAUGUUGAUUUCAGAGGGGAUAGCACAGAAAAAAACAGAUUGCUGGACCUCAUAGAAACAUUCGGAUUACGAAUCACAACUACAGAACCAUCGAGGACGACUAAAACAUCAUCAAAGUGCAUAGACAAUAUCAUGACAAACUUGAGUGAAAACGACACCACAACCGAAACAGAGGAGCUACAUUUCUCGGACCACAGGGCUCAGAUAUUCACUUACAUGCAUGAAGAUGAGAACCACAAACGACAGGAACACAUUUAUAAACGAAACAUGGGAAAAAAAUGUAUUCGGAAGUUGAGAAGAGCGAUAAGGGAAUUUGACUGGGAGAGUUUGUUGUCGGGAAAGUCAGCGCAAGAAGCGUACACCUCCUUCCACGAUAACCUUGUUGUAAUGAUAGAGUCCUUUUGUCCUAUUCAGAGAAAGCUGGUGAAGAAGUGUAAGGCUAAAAAUUCAAUACCGUCGGAUCUGAAAAAUGCAAAAAAUGAGUUGGAAAUUCUGGCCCUACAGGCUAUGCUAAGAAGAGAAGAUACUAUAUAUGAACUAUACAGAAGAAAAAAAAAGCAAUUUUUUGAAAGGCUCGAAAAUCAUAAAAGAGAAACAAUGGAAAACAUGGUAUCUAGGGCAGAAAAUAAAACGAAGGUUAUAUGGAGGAUAAUAAAUGAAAACGUAAGGUCAAAGAGGAGACAGGAUCCUGGGGGUCGAUUGAAAGUGGAGAGUAUCAGUGAAUACUUUUCGAGGAUUGGCGAAGAGCUAUCGGAGAACUUGCCA
Coccinella septempunctata (seven-spotted ladybird) is the source of this 2067-nucleotide messenger RNA. RefSeq lists its product as uncharacterized. The coding region runs from base 9 to 821 and encodes 270 amino acids. The transcript has 2 exons. NCBI's taxonomy places the organism in Eukaryota, Metazoa, Arthropoda, Insecta, Coleoptera, Coccinellidae. The record is from RefSeq and is a predicted model, not a curated record.